AGAGAGAGAGAGAGAGAGAGAAAGAGAGAGAGAGAGAGAGAGAGAGAGCGGGAAAAUCCACACAGGUUGCUCCACAGUGGAGGAGAAAGGCUGCAUCAUCGUCGUUGUUCUCGGUGUUUGCAGAGCGGUGCGGGUUGAUCAGCGGCUCUGAGUGCCCUUCAUAGGGAUGUACUCGGAGGAGUGGAGCAGACUGGGGCAGAGAGGAGAGAGGGGCGUCAUAUCAAAUCUCACCUUCAGCAAACUAGCAGACGAAGACACGAGAGAGAGAGAGAGUAUACACAGAACGCAAGCCUCAGAGGAGCCAGUACCUGAUGACCGUUACCAUGGUAUCUACUUUGCAAUGCUAUUGGCCGGUGUGGGAUUCCUGCUACCGUACAAUAGCUUCAUUACGGAUGUGGACUACCUCCAUCGCAAAUUUGCUGGCUCCUCUAUUGUGUUUGAUAUGAGUUUGACGUAUAUACUGGUGGCUCUCGGUGCUGUCAUCCUGAACAAUGCUCUGGUGGAGAGACUGAGUCUACACACACGCAUCAGUGUUGGAUAUCUCUUUGCACUGGGUCCUCUGGUGUUUGUGAGCGUGUUUGAUGUUUGGCUAGAAGUGUUCAACUCCCGGCAGUCCUACGCUGUAACUCUUGCUGCAGUUGCCAUCGUUGCCUUUGGAUGUACAGUGCAGCAGUCUAGUUUCUAUGGAUACACAGGGAUGCUGCCGAAGCGGUACACCCAGGGUGUGAUGACAGGAGAGAGCACAGCGGGAGUGAUUGUCUCUCUGAGCCGGAUCUUCACUAAGCUGCUGGUGGAGAAUGAAAAGAACAACACUAUUGUUUUUUUCCUCUUCUCUGUUUCCAUGGAGACCCUCUGCUUCCUGUUGCACAUGCUGGUGCGGCGGACACGCUUCGUCCAUUAUCACACCAACCGGGCUCGCCAUGGAGACACUUGGGUCAAAGGUCUGAUCGUGGCACCAGCACAGCAGCAGAGAAGCAGAUAUCAGAUACACCGUGACAUCAGUACAGAAGACGAGGACGGUCCUCUCUCAAGUGCUCCUGGAGAGGCUGAUGCUCCUAACAUCUUAAACAGUGAUGGAACAUAUGUCAGAUUUGAUGUUCCCAAACCUAAAGCCAAGAGGACGUGGACCAGUGUCAAAGAUGUGAUGGUGCGGAGGUGUGCGGUUGCUCGUGUGAUCUGGCCCUACAUGCUGUCCAUCUCCGUGACGUACUUCAUUACGCUGUGUCUGUUCCCGGGGCUGGAGUCCGAGCUGCAGAACGACACGCUUGGAGAGUGGCUGCCCAUCCUCACCAUGGCGCUGUUCAACAUGGCCGACUUUGUGGGCAAGAUCCUGGCUGCUUGCCCAUAUGAAUGGGGUGGUGUGCAGCUGCUGGUGUGUUCUUGCGUUCGUGUCCUCUUCCUGCCCCUGUUUGUGAUGUGCGUGUCUCCAUCACAGCGCCCCCUGCUGGCUCACCCGGCCUGGCCUUGUGCCCUCUCCCUACUGCUGGGCAUCAGCAACGGCUACCUGGGCUCUGUGCCCAUGAUCCAGGCUGCGGGCAAAGUGCCACCACAACAAAGAGAGCUGGCAGGGAACACCAUGACUGUGUCCUACAUGGCUGGCCUGAUGCUCGGCUCUGCAGUGUCCUACUCAACCUUCAGCCUGACCUCACGCUCAGCACACACGCGCACACUCAAACUCAACUCAACACUCUCACUGCACAGCUACACACCUGCGUUCUGACACUUCUCACGCCCACUCUGAACACACUCAUACACACAUACAACCACACACACUCAUUAGCGCUGCAGCAGCGCUGCUAAAGAGACCAGGACGAUGUCCACGGUCUGGAUCAAAUAAACAUAAUUCAGCCAA
Colossoma macropomum (tambaqui) is the source of this 1852-nucleotide messenger RNA. Its product is annotated as equilibrative nucleoside transporter 4. Gene Ontology annotation, biological process: nucleoside transmembrane transport. Gene Ontology annotation, molecular function: nucleoside transmembrane transporter activity; monoamine transmembrane transporter activity. The record is from RefSeq and is a predicted model, not a curated record. NCBI's taxonomy places the organism in Eukaryota, Metazoa, Chordata, Actinopteri, Characiformes, Serrasalmidae. Gene Ontology annotation, cellular component: plasma membrane. The transcript has 11 exons. Bases 167 to 1720 code for a protein of 517 amino acids.